AUGAUCCUGCUGACCGUCAUCGCCGGCUGCGCCAACGCCGCCCUCAUCGUGGUCAUAACAAAUGUUGCAAAAUCUGUUGCCAACGCGGAGCGUCCCGAUCUGGUCGCAUGGAUGUCCUUUCUGGGUGCUUUCGGGCUCUACUACCUGGCCAAUCAGUUCGCGCUUGUUCGGUCCAUGGCGAUCAUUGAAGAUCUGCUGAACCAGUUGAGGCUGAAGGUUGCCGACAAAUUGCGGAAGUCAGAGCUGCCCGUCGUCGACCGGCUUGAUCGGGGGCGGCUUUACAAUCUGGUAGCGAAGGAAACCAACCAUCUUUCGGUAACGUUCCCGCUUAUCGUUGAUGCGGUCCAGCAGGUCGUCCUGCUGUUCGUGGCAGUGCUUUAUCUUCUUUAUCUCUCACCCGCCGCCUUUUUUGUCUUUGGGGCGACCGUCGGGGCCGGCGUUAUCGGUUUCAAGGUGAUCGACAGCCGGUACCGUCAGAUCUUGAAGUUGGUGGAGCGGAUGCAGGCAGAAAUGCUUGAUGCCAUCCUCGACACCAUCAGCGGCAGCAAGGAGCUGCGGCUCAGCGCUGAUCGGAGCGAUGCGCUUGGCAAGGCCUACCGCAAACGCUCCACGCUUCUGGAGCGCCUGCUGGUCCGUUCAGUCGAGCAUUGGGUAUCCUUGAUCAUGCUCGGUAGCGUGACCAUGUUCACGAUGCUGGGCGUCGUCGCUUUUGCAUUUCCAAAAUACAUAGCAGGGCACAACGCGACGAUCUUUCAAUUGGUUCCGGUCCUGCUUUUCUGCAUGGGAACCUUGGCAAAGACCGUUACUCAGUCGCCUAUGUUUAUCCGCGCGGAAGUCGGUUUGCAGUCGAUCCUGUCCAUUGACCGGGAACUUUCGUCCGGUUCCAGCAUUUCGCCGGAGCAGGCCCGCUCGCUCGGCAAGGAAUAUCUCGAUUUUUCAAAGAUAACGUUCAACGGCAUCCGUUUCAGCUACGAUCCCAUGGAUGAGGAGGCAUAUGUCGUUGGUCCGUUGAACCUCACAGUGUCACGGGCAGAAAUCAUCUUUCUGGUUGGCGGCAAUGGGAGCGGCAAGUCGACCGCAUUGCGAAUGAUGACCGGUCUCCUUCCCUUGCAGUCGGGUUGGAUCGGUGUUGACGACAAGACAGUCACGGGCAAGGCGGUCGCCGGAUAUCGCGAACUUUUCUCUUCGGUCUUUGUCGACUUUCAUCUUUUCGACCGGCUGUAUGGUCUGGAAGGCAUCGAUCCGGGACAGGUCAAUCAAUUGCUUGCCGAGAUGGAGCUUUCCGGGAAGGUUACAUUUGAAGAUGGGCGUUUCAAUCGGCUUCAGUUGUCGACGGGACAGAGAAAGCGCCUGGCGUUGAUCGCGGCCAUUCUCGAAAACAGGCCGGUUUAUGUGUUCGACGAAUGGUCGGCUGAACAGGAUGUCCAGUUCCGCGACCAUUUUUACAAUGGCAUUCUUCCCGAGCUUCGCAGGCAGGGGAAAACUGUCAUAGUUACAACCCAUGAUGAAAAGUACUGGAAAGUCGCAGACCGACGCCUGGGAAUGGGGCAAGACAUCUUCGUCCGUUUCAAGGACUUGAAAGAACAGGCGGACGAUAUUCUUGGUUAUGAUCUGGCCAGACUUUGCAAAGAUGGGCCGAUCGAAAAACUCAGCCAGACCGAAUAUACUCAACCGGCGCUAUACGCCGUUAACAGCCUGCAAUAUCUGAAAUAUCUGGAAGACGGCGGUCGCACGCCGGAAUAUUUGCUCGGGCAUAGCGUGUCGGAAUAUGCCGCCCUGUUUGCAGCUGGCGUACUGGAUUUCGCAACGGGUUUGAAAAUCGUUGUGAAGCGCGGUGAACUCAUGUCGGAGGCGCAAGGCGGCGGGAUGGCUGCGGUCCUUGGCCUGAAAGCAAAUGAGAUUGAAGCGAUCCUCAGAUCCGAGGGUAUCCAUGACGUUUUUGCCGCGAAUUACAACACGCCCAAACAGAUCGUUUUGUCGGGCAUAAAACAGUCGGUGAUCGGUGCUGAACGGCAGUUCGUUGAUGCGGGCGCGUCGCACUACAAGGUCCUGCAGGUCAGCGGUGCAUUUCACACACCUUUCAUGGAGAAGGCGUGCCGGAGGUUUGCUGAGUUCAUAUCCUGUUUCGAAUUCGAAAGUCAGAACAUCCCGGUCAUCUCGAAUGUUACCGCCAGGCCGCAUGUGGAUGCUGAUAUUGCCGCGCGCAUGAUCGAGCAGGUGACAUCGCCGGUCCGCUGGAGCGAUAGUCUUCGCUACUUGCUCGCAAAGGGAGUUUCAUUUUCUGAUAUUCAGGAAGUCGGUCCGGAAGGCCCACCAAUCGUCCGGCCAAUGUUCAAACGAACCGAACUUGAGGCCGGCCCUUUGGAUAGUGCGGAACUGGCGGCGGAACUUCCUCCGCUGAUGGAGCGUCCCAAGACUGAAAAACAGGACGACAGCCACACCCGAGGCUUGGGCAAGCCGGUUGAAAUGAACGGCUCGGCCGUCAAAUUCAGUCAUGUUUCGAUGGAAAACAUCGGUUCUCGAGCGUUCUGUGAGGCCUUUGGGGUUCGGUAUCCUUAUGGCAGCGGCGCCAUGUAUCAGGGCAUCGCGUCCGCUGACCUCGUCAUUCGAAUGGCAAAGGCCGGUUUGCUCGGGAUAUUCGGGGCUGCAGGACUGCCGAUCCCGCAGAUCAAGGCUGCGAUUGCCAGGAUCAGGUCGAACAUUCCUGCGGGCCGGCCGUUUGGCGUCAACUUCAUUGCCCAUCUCAAUCGACCUCACCUUGAAGACGAGUUGACGGACCUGCUUCUUGCCGAAGGCAUUUCCGUGAUCGAAGCGUCCGCCUUUAUGGACGUAACGCAAGCGCUUGUCCGGUACCGGGCCAAGGGCCUGCGAUCAGAAAGUGGCAGAGUUCAGGCUGAUAACAGGGUAAUAGCCAAAGUCUCGCGUCCCGACGUUGCCAGCCAGUUUCUCCGCUCGGCUCCCGAACCAAUAAUCAAAAAACUCUUGCACGAAAAAGCGAUCACUGAAGAAGAAGCGGACCUGCUUCGGCGCGUGCCCAUGGCUGAUGCGAUUUGUGUAGAGGCCGACUCCGGCGGACAUACUGAUCAGGGUAUGCCGUUUGCCCUGAUCCCGCCUGUGCUGAAACUGAGAGAGGUUGCGGAAGAGGCGUUUGAUCUUUCGGGGAGAAUUUUUGUCGGAGCAGCCGGAGGAAUUGGAACUCCGGAGGCGGCCGCGGCAGUCCUGAUCCUGGGCGCCGAUUUCAUCAUCACCGGAUCGAUCAAUCAAUGCACUGUCGAGGCCGGUACCAGCGCUGCCGUGAAGGAUAUGCUUGCAGAUGUGAAUGUCUAUGACACCGCCUAUGCACCGUCCGGAGAAAUGUUUGAAUUGGGUUCAAAGAUACAGGUGCUGAAGAAAGGGGUCUUUUUUCCCUCGCGCGCAGAAAAGCUGGUUGCGACCUACCGCCAGCAUGACAGUCUCGAAACCAUCGAGCCAAAACUGCGCAGUCAGAUCGAGGACAGGUAUUUGGGCCGCAGUUUCGGUGAGGUUUUUGAACAGAUUGCAAAAGCCUAUCCGGCAGAAGAAAUCGAGCGGGCGCAACGUAUGCCCAAGCACAAGAUGGCGCUGGUUUUCAAACGUUAUUACCGCGAUACGACAGAUUGGGCUCUGAAGGGGAUGACCGAGCGCAAGGUUGACUUCCAGGUUCAUUGCGGACCUGCGCAAGGGGCCUUCAAUCAAUGGGUGGCAGGGUCAUCCCUCGAGGCUUGGCAAAACCGGCAUGCAGAUGCCAUCGGGCUUCAUUUGCUGGAGCAGACAGCGGAUCUGUUGAACCGCCGCUUGUCGACCUUGGACGGCUUCUGGGAGCAUUUGGCUGCUGAGCGCUCUUUGAUCACGGAAGUGCCUGCGGAACGCUGGGAUGCAAAGGCGGUCUAUGGAAAUCCGGCAAAGGGCAACAAGACCAAUAGCAUCUGGGGUGGUUUUGUCGAAGGCGCGGAUUGUUUCGAUGCGGAAUUUUUCGGAAUUUCGCCUCGUGAAGCGGCGUGGAUGGAUCCGCAGCAGCGUUUUGCCUUGGAAAUGUCGUGGCAGGCCAUCGAAGACGGCGGAUACCGGGCGUCUGACCUGGCAGGCAGCCGUACGGGCGUGUUCAUGGGCGUGUGCCACUGGGACUACGCGGAACUUCUGGAAAAACACCUGACGGUUGUCGAUGCCUAUCUACCGACAGGCAUUGCAUUUUCGAUCAUAGCCAACCGGGUUUCUCAUUUUUUCGAUUUUCAUGGCCCCAGCAUCACCAACGAUACGGCGUGCGCGGCCUCCAUGACAUCCAUAUAUGAGGCCGUGCGGGCGCUCCAGGACGGAACAUGUGAUCUGGCUCUCGCCGGCGGGGUCAAUUUGAUUUGGUCCCCCAAUCAUUUCGUGGCCUUUUCCAAAGCGGGCAUGUUGUCCAAAGACGGCAAGAGCAAGGCGUUUGAUGAUGCCGCGAAUGGCUAUGUGCGCGGGGAAGGCGGUGCCGUUCUGCUGCUCAAACCCUUGUCACAUGCGCUUGCAGAUGCAGAUCCAAUUCAUGGCGUCAUCAAGGGCAUUGGAAUAAACCAUGGCGGUCGGACAAACUCGCUGACCGUCACCAGUCCGGACGCGCAAGCAGAGCUGAUCAAGCAGGUUCAUCGCGAGGCGGGUGUUUCACCUGAUGCCGUCGAUUUUGUCGAAGCUCACGGCCCAGGCACGCCACUUGGUGACCCGAUUGAAAUUGCCGGGCUGAAAGCAGCUUUUUCCGAGUUGGCUGCCGAAAACAAGGUGAGCCUGACGGCUGGGGCAUGCGGCAUAGGAUCCGUCAAGACAAACAUCGGUCAUCUGGAGGGAGCUGCCGGUGUGGCCGGUGUCGUCAAGGUGCUGGCCGCGCUCAAACAUGGUCGGCAGAUGCGAAGAUCGAUCGCCGCUGUUCCCUUGUCUGCAACAAGUACCGAGCGUUUGGCAGAAUACGCGGCACGGCUGCUAGAGUUUGCUGAAGAGAUCAAUCCAGACACCGUUCCGCUCGCCGACAUCGCGCGCACCUAUCAGAUGGCCCGUUAUCCCUUCGACAGAAAGCGGCACUGGAUGGAUCUGUCCCUGGGAGCCAAUGUAACCGGCACCCUCUGCAUUCGUGACUUUGCAGAUCAGGAGGUCGAGGACCUCGAAGAAUUGAUACGCCGCAUUGCGGAUCCUGUUGAGACGGACGUCUGUUACGACUGGCUUCGCCAGAGCGGCGUUGAUCACGGACCUGCAUUCCGGGCGUUGUCCAGGGUAAACCGAAGUGGUCAGGAAGUUCUCGCUCAGAUAAAGUUGCCCCGUCGUCUGAUGGCUUCUCUUGAGACGAUGCCGCUGCACCCGGUAUUGCUGGAUGCUGCAAUACAGGCGUGGGUUGCUUCCGGAAACGCGCCGCCAACGGGAGCCGGUGUCCCGUUUUCAUGUCAGCAGAUUGAAGUCCAUGGUGCCUGCGAGAUGGUGAUGUGGGCGCAUGUCCGGAUGCGUGAUGGCGCGCAGGACGCACCGGUUCGGCAACUGGAUAUCGAUUUGCUGGAUCGCAGUGGCGCGCGCAAAGUCAAAUUCAAGGGUCUGGUGUUGCGGGUCAUCGAUCACGACCAUCUGCUGGAGCCGGUUUCCGGCGCAGAUGAGGACCUGCCGCUGAUCGUGACUGACGGUGGAUGGCAAAGUCUUCCGUUAGAAGUCCGCGCUAGCGAUGUCGGUGACCGGCGGCUUCGGCUCCUCUUGAUCGGGAUUGAUGAGGUCGUUGCAGCCGAGCUUGUCAAUGCGACGGGUUGGAGCGUUGAGAGACUGCCGGAUGUGGGGGGACUUGAAGAUGCGGAAGCAGUUCAAGUCCUUUAUGCCGCAGGCUUUUCGGCUGUUCGGCAGUGCCUUGAAAAUCGAGCCGAAAAACUUGUCGACAUUCUCGUGCUGGCGGCGGAAGACGUUCCGGCGGUUGUAACUGCGCCGUUCGUUGGUCUUUUGAAAACCGCGAUGAUCGAAAGCCCCAGGGUCCGGGGACGUCUUGUUUCAAUAGCUGGAGACAUCUCCAUUGGCCGGUUGCGCGCCAUUGCGGGAGCAGAACACGCCGCUAGCGACGAAUUGGCUGAAAUACGGUACGACGCGAGCGGGAACCGAAGCGCCUGGCUUCCGGUAUCAAACGCCGUCCUUGGAGAAUCUGAACCCUUUCACGCCAAUUCGAACGGCGUUUACUGGAUCACGGGCGGAUUGGGUGGUUUGGGGCGCAUUUUUGCCGACUGGCUGUUUUCCAAGGGAGCGCGGAAGCUGCUCCUGACCGGUCGCAGCGACACGCCGCCCGGUGAUGCAGAACUGUGGAUGUCAGGUCUUCGCAAGAAAGGCGCACAAGUACAUUACUGGCCUUGUGACAUUUCCGAUUUGUCGGAUGUGGAACGUAUCUCCAUACGCGCUGACCGGGAAAUAGGUCCUUUGAAAGGGAUCAUUCAAGCGGCCGGUGUCCUGAAUGACGGGUUUAUCCGGCUUCAGGAUCCGAAGGCGGCUGAGGACGUCUUUGCACCCAAGGUCACCGGGACCGUCAACAUAGACAAGGUCACAAAAGACAUCGACCUGGACUUCUUUGUCUUGUGCUCCUCCAUUGCGUCGGUUUUCGGAAAUGCCGGUCAAGCCGCCUAUGGUGCAGCGAAUGCCUUUCUGGAUGCCUUUGCAGAACGUCGCGCAAAUGAUGUUCUGGCAGGCGGGCGGAAAGGCAAGGUGGUCGCAAUCGCCUGGCCCCUUUGGGCCGAUGGUGGCAUGUCCGUCGACAAGGCAACGCUGGGCGCUGUGAAAAAACGCCUUGGCCUGACGCCAUUGCCUCGCGAAGCCGGGCUAAAAGCGCUUGAAACGAUCCUCUCGGGGCAGGGCACACCACGUUGCACCGUUCUACACGGCGAUCUGGAGCGGAUCGACGAUGUUCUGGCCGAGUUUGGCCAGACACCGGAGGAUGUUGACGCAAGCAUAGCCAAGAAUGCGCGCGCGCCGACAAUUGCAGAACCAGUCACCGACACGGAGGCCCUCAAACGAAAAACCAUCGAGUUCGUGUGCGGAAUUCUCGCUGAUGUUCUGGAAAUGGAUGUUUCCCGGAUCAAAGCCAACCGCAAGCUGGAAGAAUACGGUCUGGAUUCGAUUGCGAUUGUUGAAAGCACCAGUCGUUUGGAAGAGGCGAUCGGCCCUUUGUCGAAAACGCUCUUCUUUGAAUUUGUAGACGUGGAUGGCGUUGCAAGCCAUCUCAUCGAAGAACAUGCCGCGGCGCUUCAACAGGCUCUUGGAGAGGAGACACCGGCGAGACAAUCCGCUGCCGCACGGAGCAGUGUCGGUGACCAGAUUGGUUCGCAGCCGAUCCCGGUCAAAACCGAUCCUGCCGGGCCGCAACCCGCCCGGGCCGGCAGCCAUGACAUUGCCAUUGUCGGCCUGUCGCUGCAUGUUUCGAAAGCCGACGAUCAGGACGCUUUCUGGAAAUUGCUUUCGGAAGGCAUCGACGGGUUUGAACCGGUUCCAAAGGACCGUUGGAACAAUGGCGCCCUUCAUCACGCAGAGCGGGAUGUUCUGGGCAAGACCGUCGUCAAGACCGGUGCGUUUCUCAAGGAUAUCGACAAGUUUGAUCCGCGUUACUUCCGCAUCUCAAAGGCGGAGGCGGAGUUGAUGUCGCCAGAGGUUCGGCUCUUCCUUCAGGCCAGCGUCGAAGCCUUCGAAGAUGCCGGUUAUUCGCGCGAAACCAUGGCCAGGCGCUAUGAUGGCGACGUUGCCGUGAUCGUUGGUUCGAUGACCAAUGAAUACGACCUCUACGGUUUUCAGAACAUGCUGAUGCGUGGCUCCCUCGCCAGUGGCAGCUACACCGGGACCGUUCCAAAUAUGGUGUCCUAUUUUUACGGUUUCACCGGUCCCUCUUAUUUCCUGGACACAAUGUGCUCGGCCUCGUCCUCCUGUGUCCAUGAAGCCGUUCACAUGCUGCGGGCAGGGCGGUGUAAAAUGGCGCUGGCUGGUGGCGUCAGCCUGCUUCUUCAUCCGCAAAAGCUGAUCGCGACGUCGCAGGAGCACUUCACUACCAAGUCCGCCGAUGUCAUUCGGGGCUACGGUCUCGGCGCGGAGGGCACGAUCCUUGGCGAAGGCGUCGGUGCGCUGGUUCUGAAGCCGCUUGCAGAUGCCGUACGCGAUGGAGAUCAUGUCUAUGGCGUCGUCACCGGCACAGGCAUAAGCAAUGCAGGUGUCCGCAACGGUUUCACCGUACCCAAUCCCAACCAGCAGGCGGUAGCAAUAGAGCGGGCGCUUGAGGACGCCGGUAUCGGACCGCAGACGAUUGGCUAUAUCGAAGGGCACGGGUCGGGAACCGCUCUCGGGGAUCCGAUUGAGGUAAAGGCCCUGACGCAUGUGUUCCGCAAACACACCGAUGCGGUGCAAACCUGCCCCAUCGGAACGGUCAAGAGCAAUGUGGCUCACCUUCUCGGCGCAUCCGGACUUGCCGGCCUGGUCAAAGUGCUGGCCCAGUUCAGACAUGGUCAGCUUGCGCCUUCGCUUCACGCCGAGACGCUGAACCCGGACAUUCCCUUUCAGACUUCCCCGUUUUUUGUCCAGCGUGCAUUGACCCCCUGGCGCCGGCUGAUUGAUGAAAACGGCGUCGAACUGCCGCGCCGGGCGGGUGUUACCUCCAUCGGUGCCGGGGGGAUGAACUCCCAUAUUGUUUUGGAAGAACACCGCGCGGCGGUCCGCGCGGCAGACCAGGGUGAACCUGACCUUCUGGUGUUCUCGGCGCUGGCACCGGAGAGACUGAAAGAAGUUUUGAAGCGCUUUGCCGCCUUUCUGGAACGCACGCCGGAUUGCCGCCUUUCCGAUGUGGCCUAUACGCUGCAGACCGGCAAAAACGAACUUUCCUGCCGGAUGGCAGUGGCCGCCACAAGCAUUUCGGAUGCGCGCACCCUCAUUGAGAGUUUUCUGGCAUCGGAUACGCCCGUAUCGGGCAUGAUGUAUGUCCCGAAUAUUCUUGAAACCGAUCCGCCGGAUGAUCUUGAGGAUGUGGCUACAGCUUGCGCGGAGCGGCAUUUGCAGACGGUCGCAAAAGCCUGGUGCCAUGGCGCACCCAUGGAUUGGGACCUCUUCAAUCUCGGCAGAGACGUGCGCCGAAUAUCCCUGCCUGCAUAUCCGUUCGAAAAGGUCCGGUGCUGGUAUCAGCAGGACGCCGAUGCUCCGUCGGUCGUCAAUCCGCUCGGGUCACGCUUCAAACUGCACCCUUUUAUUGGCGAAAACCAGUCGGAUGUGACCGGAUUGCGUUACCGCACAGUGCUUCACCUCAAAGAAUUGCGGGACUAUGUUUAUCUCGACGCGGGCCGGGAGACGGUCCUGCCAAUCGCCGCCGCGGAGAUCGCCUGCUCGGUGGCAAAAAUCUCUGGCGUUGCCGAAGAGCCGACACUGUCAAAUCUCGAAUUCCUGUUCACUCCGGUGUGGCCGGAAGUAGAGGAACUCCAGAUUGAAGUGAAGCCUCAAUCAGCGGACGGCUGCAUUAUCGAGAUCACCGUGGCGACGGUGGAUGGCAAACGCGUCAAGUGGGCCGAAGCGAGCGCUGCGCGUGGAGGCACGACAGGUGACAGCAGGUUCGACCUGGAGGCCUUGAAAAAUGCUUCCACCCGCCUUCUCGACGUCAAAGAUUUCUAUGGUCGCUUGAAAGAGCAGCGCCUCUCUUUUGCACCCUAUCUGGAGAGUGUGGAGGGUCUUUGGGAACUAUCCGGUGGCGGGGCCUUGUGCCGCCUGAAGGACGAGCCGCUGCAACAGGAUUUCUUCAAGAAAAACAUUUGCUGUCCAGCUCCAGCGCUUGCCGCCGCUUUUGAGUUGCUCCGCAUUGUGGUUCCCGCUGAAGCUGGAUCACUACUGCGAGAUACGCUUCAACGGGAUUUACGGGAAAAGGCCGCCGCAAUCCUGAAGUUUUCAGCCGCCGAUAUUGGAGCGCGCGAGACCUUCCAUGACCUGGGUUUCGAUUCCAUUUCCCUCGCGCGUUUCGCAAACGACAUCAGCCAGGCCUACGGCAUCGAGGUUUCACCGGCGGUAUUCUUCGAAUGUGAACAUGUAGAAGCGCUUACGUACCAUCUGAUCGGCCGGCAUGAUCUGAAACCUCCGGAAAUGCCCGAGGUUGCAGACACUCUGCGCGUGGCGUCUUCUGAUGGUCUGGAAGACGGGGGCAUGCGUGAAAGAAGCGCCCGGUUUUCGCGUUGGUCGGGUACACCUGAGGAGCCAGCACCGGAGAACCGGAUCGCAAUUAUUGGCAUGGCUGGCCGGUUUCCGCAGAGCCCAGAUGUUGAAACGUUCUUCGAUCAUCUGCUGGAGGGACACGAUUUAACGGGCGAUCUGCCCCUUGCCCGAUAUUCCCAAGUCUAUGCCGACAGGUUUGCAAAAGCGGGUUUUGCAAAGCAUGGCGGGUUUUUGAAGGAUAUUGACCGCUUCGAUGUGGCUUUCUUCAAUGUCUCGCCGGUCGAGGCCGAACGGCUUGAUCCUCAGCAGCGACUCUUGUUGGAAACCUCCUGGCGUACUCUGGAAGACGCCGGAUACAAGCCGCAGGACCUGCCACGCGAUACCGGUGUAUUCAUCGGCAUAACCUCGCUGGAUUACGCCGAACUGUGGCGUUCGGAGGACCUCCCGUCCGAUGGCUAUGUUGCCACUGGCAAUUCCCUCGCGAUGGCCGCAAACCGUAUUUCACAUCAGUUCGAUAUUCACGGACCGAGCCAGGCGAUUGAUACGGCAUGUUCCAGCUCACUCGUUGCAAUGUUGCGGGCUCGAGACACUCUGUUAAGUGGCAAAUGUUCGGCUGCCAUUGUCGGUGGCGUCAAUUUGUGUCUGGCGCUGGACGGCUUUGAAGGUCCGUAUCAGGCAGGAAUGCUGUCACCCACCGGUCGUUGCCACACCUUUGGGCAGGCCGCAGACGGCUAUGCGAGAGGCGAGGGUGUGGCAGCCCUUUUGCUGAAAAGGUUGGCCGACGCAGAACGCGACGGUGAUCGCAUCCACGGUGUGAUCGCCGGGGGCGCUGAAAACCACGGCGGCCGGUCGGGAGCUUUGACAGCUCCGAACGCCAAAGCACAGGCGCGGCUGAUCAUCGAGGCAAUGCAAGAUAUUGAUCCGAAGUCCGUCAGCCACAUUGAGGUGCAUGGCACAGGGACCGAACUGGGAGAUCCCGUUGAAAUCAACGGUUUGCGCCGCGCCUAUUCCGAAUUGCUGGGCGCUGAGCCAAUUGCCGCUCCCUGGAUUGGCCUUGGAACCGUGAAAUCGGCGAUCGGUCACCUGGAGGCCGCAGCCGGUAUCGCCGGUGUCAUCAAGGUGCUGAUGGCCAUGCGCCGGAACGAACUCCCACCCACAUUACACAGCGAGCCACGCAGUCCGCACAUCGAUCUGGAGGGCAGUCCAUUCAGGUUCGACGAGACCCGCUAUUGGCUGCCCGCUGCAAGGCGUGCUGAAAACAAUCGCGAAAAGAUGCUCUUUUCGGCGAAGUGGACAACAGCAGAGGCCGACCGGGCCGUAACCAGCCACAACCUGCUUCUUGCCGGCGGGACUAUCUUCGACAGAUAUACCGAUGCGGCCGAACAGCUUCUGGAAAUCCUGCGGCAGGAAAUGGCCUCCGGUGGCAAGGUCGUUGAGGUCCCGGUUGCCGGUUCGUCCGAGCAGACCCUGGUCUGGCUGAAGGAGGCUGCUGGCGAUUUGCACAGCGUGCGCACGUUGAUGUCUGUGACCCGAAGGCUGUCCGUGACCUUGCUGCCCAUAUCAUUGAGGAUCACUGCUGUCGACUGGCCCCUUUGGGCGGAUGGCGGCAUGUCUGCUGAUGACACGGUGAAAGACGCUCUUUACCGCCGGAUGGGGCAGUCCGCGCCUGUACACGAUGAUGCAGGUCUCGCGAACGCUUCAGGUCAGUUUAAAGACAAAGUGGUCCGGAAUCUCGGCGCUUUGUUCGCCGAGAUCAGCGGUCUUGCGGCAAGCGCGAUCAAUCCGCAAACGCCUUUGGAAGACUACGGCAUCGACUCGCUGAUGAUUACCAGGCUCAACAGCCGGUUGGAUGACGUCUUUGAAAAACUGCCCAAAACCCUGUUCUUCCGCUACCGGACGCUGCAUGAGGUCAGUACGUUCCUCGUUGAAACCCAACCCGUAGCAUGUGGAGUAUGGACGGGGGAAACGGCCGGGUCUGAACAGCCUUUAAGCCGACGCGCCCGCGUUGUGCCCACCUCCGGGAUACCGUCGUCAAGCCUCGCCGAUGAUGAACCGAUUGCCAUCAUCGGCAUGAGCGGAACCUAUCCCGAUGCAGCCAAUCUGGAAGAAUUCUGGGACAACUUGCUUGCCGGCCAUGACGCAGUCGGUGCUGUCCCCGAUGACCGCUGGGCGUUGGAGGAGGUCUUCGACCCCGAUCCCGACAAGGCCGUGGCGCAGGGCAAAAGCUACUGCAAGUGGGGUGCGUUUCUGGACGGUUUCGCCGAUUUCGACCCGUUGUUCUUCGGUCUGUCUCCGCGGGAGGCCGCAGGCAUGGAUCCGCAGGAACGGCUGUUUCUGUUGACCGCCUGGCAGGCUAUCGAAGAUGGUGGCUAUACGAGAGAUCGAUUGAAGGAAAUAGCCGGUACGGAGCACGGUGGUGCACGCGUUGGUGUUUUUGCAGGCGUGACCAAGACCGGGUUCGCGCUUUAUGGGCCAUUCCGGUCCGAGCACGGGGCGAUGGUGCGGCCAUCGACAUCCUUUGCCAGCCUCGCCAACCGGGUAUCGCACAUCCUGGAUCUCUCCGGCCCAAGUCUGCCUGUCGACACGAUGUGCUCGUCUUCGCUCUCUGCAAUCCAUGAGGCUUGCGGGCAACUGAGAAGCGGGAGUUGCGCCCUGGCACUGGCCGGUGGCGUCAAUCUUUAUCUGCAUCCAUCGAAUUAUGCUGAGCUAAGCGCGGCUCGAAUGUUGAGCCCGACAGGCCGGUGCCGGAGUUUUGGCGCAGGCGGCGACGGGUUUGUUCCCGGUGAGGGAGCCGGAUGCGUUCUGUUGAAACCAUUGUCCCGGGCCAUAACCGAUGGAGACAGAAUUCACGCGGUCGUUCGGGGCAGUGCCGUAAACCAUGGCGGCCGCACAAACGGAUACACUGUUCCCAACCCAGACGCGCAGCGGGAUGUGAUAGACGCCGCCCUUGACCGAUCCGGGCUCAAGGCGGGCGACAUCAGUUACAUCGAGGCGCACGGGACCGGAACGGAACUUGGCGAUCCAAUUGAAAUCGAUGGAUUGACUCAGGCAUUUGGCGUUGUAACGGAACAUGCCGGUUCGUGUGCACUGGGAUCGGUGAAAUCCUCGAUAGGUCACCUGGAAGCUGCUGCUGGGAUCGCCGGCUUGACCAAGGUGGUUCUGCAAAUGAAGAACCGGGUGCUCGUUCCCAGUCUGCAUGCGGAGCGGAUCAACCCGAAUAUCGCUCUGGAGGAAACACCAUUUGUAAUUCAAAGGGAGGCAGCAACUUGGUCGUCCCGGUCACCGAGAAGGGCCGGGGUAUCUUCCUUUGGCGCGGGCGGCGCGAAUGCUCAUGUGAUUUUGGAAGAAUGGGUAGACCAGAAUGGCCCUUCUUCGAGUGGGGAUGUCGCUGAAACACCGCAACUGAUUUUGAUGUCAGCACAAGACCCCGGCAGGCUGAAAGAGUAUGUGAAGCGGCUGCUCGGAUUUUUGAAGAAUUCUCCUUUGCCGAACCGGAAGUCUUUUAGUGAAAGCGUGUCACCUGAAGAAGUUCAGGCUGAACUCGGCCGUAUCCUGGCAAUUGAUCCGGCACAGAUUGACCCCGAGGAAGAUUUCGAUGCUCUUGGACUGGAAACAUCACAUAUUCCUGCUUUGCAAAACUGGUGCGAAAAGACCUUUGGGUGCCGCCCAACGCCUGCGGAUUUGGAUAUGUCCCGCUCGAUCAAUGGUCUGCUUGAGCUAAUUGCGUCGAAUUCUGUUGACCAGGGAUUUCCCCGGACUGCUCCCAACCUUGCCGAUAUCGCCUAUACGCUGCAGAUCGGCCGUGAAGCGAUGGACUGCAGGCUUGCCCUUGUGACGGCUAGUGCGGAUGAGCUGCGGAACGCGCUUGAUGCCUGGCUGAAAGAUGAAGAGCCGUGCGUCCCGCACGCGCAGAGUAUUCAGAAUUCGAGGAAAGGCGCGCUUGGUGCGCUGGCGGCUGAUCAGGUAAUCGGGGAUGUUGUCGAAAGAGCCUGGGAAACCGGCCAUCUGGAAACAGUUGCCCGCCUUUGGGUCGAAGGCGUGAAUGUGGAUUGGGAACACUUGCCAGGGCAUCGUUCCGGGCUCAUCGUUUCUUUGCCAACCUAUCCUUUUGCAAAAAACAGAUACUGGCUCCCCGGAAGUGUAACUGGACUGGAAAACGCGGUGCCCCACACCGCCCCAAUCGAAGUCGCGGACAUUCGUCAGAGCGUUGAGGAAAAGCGAGGCGACGUUGGGCUGCUUCAACACCAACAGCAUCUGGAAGCUGCGGCCUCCCGCGUUUUGGCGGCGGUUCUGAACGAAGUUCGAGACGACGAGGUGACGCUGCCGUUCAAGAAAUGGCUUGGCGCGGCGCGAUCCCUGAUAUCAAACGGGCCUGGCGAAUGCGAUGAACCUCAAGCGUGGACCGCUUGGGAAAAGGCCAGACAGGCAGGCAAGUCGCGGGCACAAUUUGAAUUGGCAGAAACGGCCCUGCGGUCGUUGCCGGACAUCCUGACCGGUAGAAAAAAAGCCACCGACGUUCUAUUCCCAGAUGGGCGUCAAUCUCUUGUAGAAGCGGUCUACAAGGAGAACCAGGUGGCUGCGCGCUUCAGUCAAACGGUCGCGGAAACCGCCGGAAAAAUUGUGGCGGCAGACAACACUCCAGGGCGCAAAUUCCGAAUUCUGGAAAUCGGAGCAGGGACGGGUGGUACGAGCGAACCCGUGUUUGAAGCUUUGGCCUCCCAUCGGGACAGGAUUGCCGAAUAUGGAUAUUCGGACGUGUCACGGGCAUUUUUGAUUCACGCCGAACGGAAUUAUGCCGACCGGGUUGCCGGUUUGCGUCCGAUGCUGCUGAACAUUGAAAAACCGCUCUCGGAACAGGGUAUCGAAUCCGGGUGCUAUGACAUUGUGAUUGCUGCGAACGCUCUACAUGCAACAGCGGAUAUUUCCAGCAUGAUGGCAAGGGUGCGUGAAACGUUAAGGCCGGGCGGUCUCCUGCUCUUAAACGAAACCAGCAGACCCACCGUCUUCACGCAUGUGACUUUUGGUUUGCUGGACGGUUGGUGGCGUUUUGUCGAUGGAGACCGGCGUAUCCCGGGGUCGCCCUCGCUGACGUCCGAAGGUUGGCGAGAGGCGCUUGAGGCAAACAGCUUUGAGUGGGUCUGUUGUUCUUCUGCCCAGGAACAGGAGUUAGGGCAACAGAUUAUCGUUGCCAAAGCAGAUCAAAGGCCGCUUGAGGUUUCUGGCCUUGCACUCCCUUCCGAAGCGUCUGGUGAAACGGAUGUGACCGUUCGCGACCGCCUGUUGGCGGCGUUGGGUGAAACGCUCAACAUCGUGCCUGCGGCCAUUGAAAUUGAGCGCAGUUUUGCCGAUUACGGUCUGGACUCGAUAUUGGGUGCCGAGUUCGUUCACCGUUUGCGCACGACAUUUGGAAUUGAGAUCGAUCAGACCGUUCUCUUCGAUUUUACAAAUGCUUCCAGAUUGCUGGCGCAUUUGCUCAGCGGCUAUCCCGGGAUUUCAGAACAAAGUGAAAAGGCAGCCUUCGAAUCCCGCGACACACUUGCCGCCUCUGCCGCGCAACCGUCAGCGGAUCCCCAGAUCACGGCCGCUGCACCGAGUGAGACCGAUGAGUCGAUAGUGAUCGUUGGCGCAAGCGGCCGGUUCGCAAAAUCACCGACGAUGGACGAUCUUUGGCACCAUCUGAUUGCAGGUGAAGACCUGGUUGAGCCGGUGAGGCGCUUCGAUCUGUCGCCGUUUCACCGGGAUGCCGAAGCGGGGAACUAUGGCCGGCAUGGCAGCUUCCUGGAUCGUAUCGAUGGCUUUGAUCCGGUAUUCUUCGGAAUUUCCGGCGUUGAAGCGACCUAUAUGGAUCCACAGCAACGGCUCUUCCUGGAAGAGGCGUGGAAGACGCUGGAGAGCGCCGGACAUGCAGGCGAGGAUAUCAUCGGUCGUCGCUGUGGCGUGUUCGUGGGCUGCGCGCAUGGGGAUUAUCAGGAACUUUUUGAUGAGCAGCCGCCGGGCCAGGCGUUCUGGGGGAACACGACGUCGCUUAUCCCGGCGCGUAUUUCCUAUUGGCUUGAUCUGAAAGGACCGGCAGUCGCCAUUGAUACAGCUUGCUCAAGUUCCCUCGUUGCACUGCAUUUGGCUUGUCAGAGCCUUCGAAACGGGGAAUGCGACCUGGCGCUGGCAGGCGGCGUUUUCGUUCAGUGUUCACCGCGCUUUUUCCGCUAUGCGAAUGCGGCACGGAUGUUGUCAUCGACCGGCCGCUGCGCCGCCUUCGGUGCCAGCGCCGACGGUAUCGUUCCGGGAGAAGCCGUCGGAGCUGUUCUCCUGCGGCCACUCAAGGAUGCGCUGAAAGAUGGUGAUACGAUCCUCGGUGUAGUGGCCGCGUCAGGGACCAAUCAGGAUGGCACCACCAAUGGCAUCACUGCGCCGAGCGCAUCGUCUCAGGAGCGUUUGAUCCGUCAGGUCUACGAGGAAAAUGCCAUUGAUCCGGGCACCAUCGACUAUGUCGAGACUCAUGGCACGGGAACCGUUCUGGGAGACCCGAUAGAGCAUGCAGCUCUCACCCGGGCAUUUGGCAAAAACAAUCGGCGUAAAGUCUAUCUUGGAGCGGUGAAGUCGAACAUUGGGCAUGCGACCACAGCGGCGGGAAUUGCAGGCCUUGCCAAGGUGCUCUUGAGCUUGCGCGAGCAAACUAUUCCCCCGAGCAUCCAUUUCGGCAAAGGUAACCCGGCCAUCGAUUUCCCUUCCAGCCAAUUUGCGGUCAAUACGCAACCGGUGGCGUGGCCAAAGGGUGGGGGCAAGAAACGCAGGGCGGCGAUCAGUUCGUUUGGUUUCAGCGGCACCAAUGCCCACGCGGUCAUUGAGGACGCGCCGGACAGGAAGGAAGAACCGGAACCCGCCGGUGAUCUGCUGUUUGUGCUUUCUGCCCGUACCCAAGAUCAACUGAAGGCACAGGCUGAAAACCUGGUCAUCCAUCUCGAAAAGCCUCAUGAGCUCCUCGCCGAAGAUGUGUCAUUCACGUUGAUGGUUGGCAGACGGUCAAUGGCGCACCGGCUGACACUUGUCGCAAGUGGCCUGGACGACGUCUGCCAGGCCUUGAGAACAUGGCUGCGGGGGCGCGCGGACAGCGGAGUGGAAUCCGGAGAGUGCCCUGUCAUCGUCAAUGGCGGGCCGCAGUUGCCUGCAAGGCUGACGGAAGCGGUCGGCAACACAAGGUGCGCCAGCUUGAGGGCCCUUGGACGGAAAUUCCUGGCAGGCGCUUCCAUUGACACCGGAUCAGUUUUCCAGCGUCCACGGCUUCGGGUGCCGCUGCCAACCUAUCCGUUUGCCGACAAGAGCUACUGGGUGGCUGGCAAGCGAGCAGCGGCGGACCGCAGCACGCCCGGUGACGAUCCUGCAACCCGGUCGGCGCCGUCUGCAAAGCGCGGCGAGCCUGUCCGGGCGGCGGUUUCCAAACCAAAGAUAACCUUGGCGGAGCCGGCUGCCGAAGUUGCGGUCUCGCGCGGUUCCGCCGUCGCCCGAUCCGGAAAAGUCGUUCUCGCACCCCUUGCGGCCACUUCCGAAAAGGAAGUGAUGGCUGGCGAAGUCCUUUCAGAUGCGACUACAGAGGGCAUUCAUGUUCUGACUCUUUUGGGCAUCUGGGGGCCUCAACAAGCUGAUUUGUUCGCCCAGGCGCUUGAAAAAUCGGGCGUGGACGAAACCAUACGCGCGAUUGUAGUCGUCCUGGCGGAUGAUUGGGACACGUCAGGGGAUUGGCCAGCAGAGUUGGAAUCGGCAGUCUUGCUUGAGUGCGCUGUUCCGGUUGUGGUGUGUGCCGGUGGCGAUACGCCUGACCGGGCGAGCGCACUUCUUGCUGCAGCCGAUUUCAUUGUCGCAAGACGGUCUGUCGCACUCGGUAGGGAAGAACGGCGUGGUGCACUUCGGGUGGACGCCGGGCAGGAGUAUGACGCGGCCCUGGCGCUGGCGAAAGAUAUUGCACAGGGACCGCGGAAGUCGCUGGUUCUCUUGAAGCAGCACAUGCGUCGCGAUUUGCCGCAGCUUCUUGGUGACAACACAGCUGCGCUGUUCCCCUUGAAUGCGGUGCCUGCCCCCGAGGACAGGAAGCCACAUCCGUCUUCAAGACCGAUCACCUUGAAGACGGAUGUGAUGCGCCUUGAGCUCUUUGAGGAUGGGGUGGCUCUCAUAACCAUGCUGGAGCGGUCCGGCCGCAACAUGUUCACGCCCGAUUUCAUGGACGGACUAGAAGAGGCCUUCGGAACCGUCGCUUUGCUGCCGGAGGCCAAGGUGGUGGUGCUGACUGGGCACGACACCUAUUUCGCAUGUGGUGGUACCCGGGAAGGGCUCGACGAUCUUCAGCAAGGUGGUAGCCGGUUUACAGACCGGAAGAUCUAUUCCCUGCCAUUGGAGUGUCGCCUUCCUGUCAUUGCGGCUAUGCAAGGGCAUGCGAUCGGAGCCGGCUGGUCUCUCGGCAUGUAUUGCGAUCGCACGAUCAUGGCCGACGAGGCGAUCUACCAAAGCAACUAUCUGCUGCUGGGUUUUACGCCUGGAGCCGGGGCAACACUGAUCUUCCCCAAUAGACUAGGUGAUGAACUUGGAAGGGAAAUCCUGUUUUCGGCGCGGCAGUACCGGGGCAAAGACCUGACAGACAGAACAGAGCGUGCAACAAGUUAUCCGGCGCGCGAUGUGCUUGGUUUUGCCUUGGACGAAGCCCAUGCGCUGGCCAGGGAACCGGUUGAACGGCUGAUUGCCGUGAAAACAGGGCAUGCCGAGGGUGUCCGCUUUGCGCUGGAAAAGGUUCUUGAGUGCGAACUUGCCAUGCACGAGAAGACUUUCAUCGGCAAUCAGGACGUCAAACAGCGGAUCGCAGCCAAGUUUUCUUCCGAAACUUUAGGGUCCAAAGAGAGGGAACCUGAAAGAGAGCCUGAUCUUGACCGGUUGGCACUGAAAGCGGAUCUGAUCAUGUCAUUGGCGAGUGACCUGAUGAUUGACGCAUCUGACAUCCGGCCACAGGACACUUUCCUGGAACUUGGACUGGAUUCAAUUCUGGCCGUUACCUGGAUCCGCAAUCUCAACAGGCAGUUCGACAUCGCCUUACCGGCGACGGCCGUUUAUGCAUAUCCGACGGUUCAGGCUCUGACCGGUCAUGUUGCAGAGGUGAUUGGUGCCGGUAACGCAGAUGAACCGCGCGAGGAGGCCGAAGCCGGGCAGCAACCGGCUGCUGCCGCAUCCGUCGAAGGCACGGAGGAUGCAAGUGCCGUCGAUCAAGAUCUGCGGUCAGACAUCAUUAUCUCUCUCGCACAGGACCUGAUGAUUGAUCCGGGAGAGAUUUCCGAUCGAUCCGCCUUCCUGGAUCUCGGGCUGGACUCGAUCCUUGCCGUGACGUGGAUCCGAAAACUCAACGAGCAAUAUGAAAUCAAUCUCCCCGCGACGGCUGUUUAUGCGCAUCCAACCGCAGGUGCGCUCGUCUCGCAUAUCGCCGGGCUGAUCGCGGCGGCGGAAAAUCCGGUCGGGGAACGCGAAGAGCAUCAUUCGGAAGAGCCUGUUGAGCCGCCACCAGGUAGAUCCGGCCCGGCACCGGCCACGUUGCAUGCAGCAAAGACAGGACCAGUUACCGGCAGCGGAGCAAUCGCCAUCAUCGGCGCAUCCGGCAAGUUUCCAAAGGCGGAAAGCCUCGAGACAUUCUGGCAGAAUAUUGCGUCUGGCCGGGACUGUAUCGAUGCAGUUCCGUCCACACGAUGGGAUAUCGACCGGUACUAUGACCCUGAUCCUCAGGCUCCGGGAAAAACCUAUUGCAAGUGGAUGGGUUCCCUCGAAGGAAUUGACCGUUUCGACGCGGAGUUCUUCAAUGUCACGCCAUUGGAAGCAGUGUUUACGGACCCGCAGCAACGGCUUUUCCUGGAGACGGCUUGGCACGCGAUUGAGGACGCCGCGAUAGAUCCGGCACAACUUUCCGGCAGCCGGUGCGGCGUUUAUGCGGCGUCCGGUCCGAGCGGAUACCAGGGCCUGAUCGAGGAGGAGAAUACCUACAGUCUUCUCGGAAAUUCCGGGUCGAUCCUGGCCGCACGGAUUUCCUAUCUGCUCGAUCUGCGCGGAGCUUCGAUCUCGGUGGACACGGCAUGUUCCAGUUCUCUGGUCGCCAUCGCCCAGGCAUGCGAAAGUUUGCUGUCGGGCACUUCCGACCUGGCGAUUGCAGGCGGGGCGUGCGUUCUUAUUGGUCCGAAAAUGUUCAUAGAUACGGCCAAGGUGAGCAUGCUGUCGGCGGAUGGACGGUGUUUUUCCUUCGACGAACGCGCAAACGGCUUUGUCCCCGGAGAGGGGGUGGGUGUCGUCAUGCUGAAGCGUCUGGAGGAAGCGCAACGGGACGGCGAUCCGAUUAGAGCUAUUGUGCGCGGCUGGGGGACCAAUCAGGACGGGCGCACCAACGGAAUUACGGCACCAAAUCCGAAAGCCCAGACCGCCCUUGUCAAAUCGGUCUACGAAAGGUUCGACAUCGAUCCGGCGAGCAUUGGACUUUUGGAGUGCCACGGCACGGGCACGCCCUUGGGCGAUCCCAUCGAAGUGGAAGGAUUGACCGACGCGUUUGAAAAUGUUCCGGCAGGAUACAGUUGUCCGAUCGGCUCGGUAAAAUCCAACAUCGGUCAUUUGCUUGCUUCUGCGGGGGUUGCAGGGACCUUGAAAUCUAUGCUGGCGCUGGAACACAGGCAGAUCCCGCCUUCAAUCAAUAUCGACACACCAAAUCCCCAUAUCCCGUUUUCCAACACACCUUUUUCAGUCAGCAAGUCACUGGAGGAGUGGCAGCAAGACAAGACUGGUGCACCGCGGCGUGUCGCCGUCAGUUCGUUCGGUUUCAGCGGCACCAAUGCGCAUCUGGUUCUUGAAGAACACGUUGCGCGAACCAAGGAUUUUGGAGGGAUGAAGCCCCGUGCCUUCGUGCUGUCUGCCAAAGACAAAGAUCGUCUGAUCGACUACGCGGCAGAGGUUGAGCGCUUUGUCACCGCGCGGCAGAACAUCGAUCUGGACGGUCUUGCCGCGGCCCUGCAGGCGAGCCGGUCCGGAUUUUGCGACCGACUGGCCUUCGUCUUCAACGACCGGACGGAUCUUCUGCGCAAACUGGCAGCAGCAGCAAACGGGGUUCCGCUUGAGGGCAUGCACUUCACGUCAAACGGCAACACCAGUUCGUCGGGCUUCGAACAGGAUGGGGAAGUGCGGGCGCUGGGAGAGAAGUGGCUCCGGUCUGGUGAUGCGCGUCAAGUGGACAAGGCUUUGGCGCUAUGGGCCGCCGGCGUUGACUUGAGAUGGCCCAAAUCCGAAACUGCGCGGAUCAACUUGCCCGGCUACCCGUUCAGGAAAACUGCAUAUUGGCCAAAACCGGAAGCCGCCAACCACGAAAGCCCGGCAGUGUCCGAGCCUUUGACGGGUGGUCCGUCCUGGUUUGGCGAACAGGCGAUAGCGAGCGAAGUCGGCCAGAUGACUAUUCGAUUGAGCGGCGCCGAGCCCUACCUGACGACGCAUACAAGCGGCGAGCAAAGACUGAUGACAGGGCUAUUGCUGCCUGAAAUGUCUCGCAGCGUUUUGGAGCGGUUGACCGGCACGCGGGUCAACGGAUUGCAGCACCUGUUGUGGGGAGCGCCGGUUGCCAUAAACGGUAAGCCGCGCGAACUGAAUAUUUCGGUGAUGUCCGAUGCCGAAGGGUUGCUUUUCAGGGUCGAAGCUGACGGAGAGGACGGACAUCCAUGCCAUCUUGGAUCCAGCGUUUCCGGGGCUUUGGCAGCGCCCGCCGGGAAGACCCUGGCUGGCAAUCAACCGCUGCCGGGAACAGAAAUCACCGACGCGUUCCGAAGUUUUGCCGAAGUUUGUUCUAUUCACUCCGGUCCGCCGUCACCUGAGAUGGCACGGGUGGAUCAUGUAUGCCGUGACGACGCUGUGUUCUGGGCGAGGCUCACGCGCCCGUCGAAUGACGCUGCCGAAGCGGCGGGCAUGGUUUUCGAUCCCUUCAUUCUGGAUGCGGUCUGGCGCUUGCUGGCGUUCACAGUGUCGGACACCUCGUUUGAACAUGAUGGCCCGAAGGCGUUGCCGUUCCCCAUGAGUGUUCAGGCCAUGUAUGGCUUUAAACCUGCCAGCGAUCAGAUCACCGUGAAACUGUCUGCUGCAAGCGGAUCUUCCAAUGGUGUCACGGUGGAGGCCUACAAUACGGACGGAAAUGAAAGCCUGCGGCUGGUUGGUGUCAAAUUGACGACAUUGGAUAAGGUCCAGGGCUUUGCGAUCGAGGAGAACCUUCCCUCAUGCGGCAUAGAGGUGGAUCUUUAUGAGGCUGAAGCUGAUUUCGGCGGUGUCUGGAAUGCGGAGGCCGAAUGUGGCCGGACGUAUGAGUCCCUUCAUCUGAUUUCGCCGAAGUUCAACACUCAGGUCGCCGACUUUCCAAUGCCGGAAAGCUAUCCGCACUAUCCGAACCACAUGCAGAUGCUGGCCUAUAUCCGCUCCUAUGCAAGGGAGUUUGGUGUUUAUGACCGGGCACACUUCAAUGCUCCGGUUAGAAAACUCACGCAGGAAGGCGAAAACUGGCGGCUUCAGACACGAGCCGGGCAUGAUGAACUUUAUCCGCUGGUGAUUGUCUGCAAUGGCCUGCAGCGCGUCCCUCGAUAUCCGGAUCCUGCUUACUCUGGCGAUUUUCGAGGCGAAAUCCUCCAUGUCAGAGACUACAAGUCGGCGAGACAGGUUGCCGGAAAACGGGUUCUUGUGGUCGGUGGCGGAAACUCGGGGUGUGAUAUUGCCGUUGACGCCGCGCGAACGGCGCAAAGCGUCGCGCACAGUACGCGGCGCGGAUAUUACUACCAGCCGAAAUUCAUCUAUGGAAAACCCACCCCUCAAUGGAUGAUGGAGCUGGGGAACAAGUUUCCGACCAAAGAAGAAACGCUUGCUUACAUCGAGGAAGUCUUCAAGCUCGCCGGAUACGAUGGCACAGACUACGGUCUUCCGAAGCCUGAUUAUCCGCUGGAUGCGGCCCAUCCGGUGAUGAACUCGCUGUUGCUCUACUACAUUGGCCAUGGUGAUAUCACACCAAAAGGCGAUAUCGAAUGCUUUGAGGGCAAGACUGCCAUCUUCAGGGACGGAACCAGGCAAGACGUUGAUCUGGUGCUUUACGCAACUGGCUACAACCGCGAUUUUCCUUUUCUCGACAAAGGUUUGCUGGAGUGGAAGGGAGAUAUCCCUGAUCUAUUCUUGCAUUCCACGCCGCGCGAUCUGGACAACAUCCUGUUCAUGGGUUUCAUAAAUGCUGCGGGUGGACUGGGAGACGGGCUGAAAACCCAGGGUCUGUUCGUUUUGAACUAUGCCCGCGCCCUGUUCGGCAGGACGCCCGGCUUGGAGCAGUUCCUGAAAGCCAAGAAAACCGACACGCCGGAUCUCGGACAGAAUUACUUCAUCGAUUCCUACCGGCAUCAGUGGGAGGUCUCGGGAGGCGGCUGCAGAAUGAGCCCUGGCCCCAGCGACACGCGGACCCGAAUGGCUCAGCUUCUGGACAAGGAGCUGGUCGAGCGGGCACAUGUGCGCCUGGCUGCACAGGAUGCCACCCGGUUGGCACAUGCUGUCGCAACACCCCGGGAGGUGGUUGCCGCAUCCGACCUCCUCUCUGCCGAUGUCUGCAAGAUCGCAGCCGCAGCCUUGCGCAUUCCGGAAAACAAACUCGAUCCUCAGGAAAACCUGGCCAAUUUCGGUGUCGAUUCCAUUGCGAUCACCGAAAUCAUGGCGCAGAUCUCGAAACACUUCGCAAUUUCCGUAGCUCCAACCACAUUCUUUGAGGCCAAAAACCUCGAUGACCUCGGCGCGAUCCUGAUGGACCGGUAUGGUUCACCGAUCGAGAAACACUACGCCGCAUCGAUCAUGGAAAACACUCCGAUCGCGAAUUCUGCCAAUCGACGGCACGAGCGCGGCAGUGAACCUGGCGGCCAGGCGGACACAGCUGACACUCACGAGGGCGAAACCGGAGCCGAAAGCCGAUGGAUGCGUAGAUAUCGCGCGGUGUUCAAACCGGCAAAACCGAAUGAUGCCAAACCCAGGGGGACGGCAACAACUCAUGCGGAGCAAAGCAUCCCUCACGUGAAACCAUCGGAGCAAGAAGCGGGCGCUGUCCCGAUUGCCAUUCUGUCGAUGGAAGGCAUGUUUCCGCAAAGCCCGGAUUUGCAGGCAUUCGAAAGUCAUCUGGCAGCUGGCGAUGACUGUAUGGAGGAGGUGCCGGCAGAACGCUGGGACUGGAGGAGUGUAUUCGGGGAUCCCAAGAAGGGUGCCUUCACCGAUGUAAAAUUCGGUGGCUUCAUUCCCCAGGCCGAUCACUUCGACGCGGGUUUUUUCAGCAUCUCACCGCGCGAAGCAGAGUUGAUGGACCCGCAACACCGGCUGUUCAUGGAAUGUGUGUGGAGCCUGAUAGAGAGGGGCGGAUAUGCUCCAGGGUCGCUUGCAGGCCGAAAGAUAGGCCUCUUUUUGGGCAUCAACCUGCUCGACUACACCAACAUGGUCAAUCGCGCUGGAAUAAUGGACGCCCAGCAGCUUACGGGGCUCGGUCAUGCGUUUUGCCCGAACCGGCUGUCCUUCCUGUUGGAUAUCCAUGGGCCGAGCGAAGUGGUGGAUACGGCCUGUUCAAGCUCUCUCGUCGCGGUACACCGGGCCGUAAGCUGCAUUCGCUUUGAAGGCUGCGAAAUGGCGAUUGCCGGAGGGUCGAACCUGCUGUUGUCACCAAUGCAGCACAUCAUGUUUUCCAAGGUGGGAAUGAUCACGCAGGACGGCCGCUGCAAAGCCUUUUCCCGGGACGCGGAUGGGUAUGCCCGGUCCGAUGGUGUUGGGGCCGUGCUACUGAAACGGCUCGACCUAGCCGAACGAGACGGCGAUCCGAUCCUGGGUGUCAUUCGGGGAUCUGCUGAACACCAUGGUGGCAGCGCAACGUCCUUGACCGCACCGAAUCCGAAAGCGCAGGCCCGUUUGAUCGUCGAGGGGCUGAAACUUGCCUUCAAGGAACUUUAUGAAAACUGGGGCCUUGACCCUCCGGCGCAGGCGUUCAUUGGUCUGAUCAAGGUGCUGCUUGCGAUGAAAGGCGGGACGCUUUUCAAGACGAUCCACGCCGGUACUCCCAAUCCCUUGAUGGACCUUGAUGGCAGCCCGUUCUACCUGCUGCAGGAAGCCUCUGACUGGAAACGCGGGGCCAAUGUCCAUCUGGUCGUUGAGGAGUACCGCCGCCCUGCGGAUCUGCGUGAGCUUGCCUACACCCUGCAGGCCGGCCGGGACGCAAUGCGGUGCCGCGCGGUAUUCCUUGCAACAAGCAGCGAGGACCUUGCGCGGAAACUGGAAGUGUAUCUUGGCGGCGAUGCAACGGCCGCUAUCACCGGAAGGGUUCCGGGCGGGCGGCGCGGCAAAGCCGAUCCUUUGAAUCCUUCAGAAAGAAGCGCGGAAAUCAUCGCCCGGCAUUGGGCUGAGGGCGGCGACGUCGAAUGGGCGCGUCUUUAUGGGAAAGAGCGACCGCGCCGCGUAUCGCUUCCGGCCUAUGCGUUCCAACGCAAACGGUAUUGGUUGCCACUUGAAGAGGCAAACCCGCGGCAUGCAAAUGGCCCGCUCUCGCCACAGCCGGGGGAGGCGGGGCAGUUUGCUCUGGUUCUGACCGGCCAGGAAGUGUUCCUCGCCGACCACAAGGCUUUGAGGCAAUCCAGCGGUCAAUAUCUGACCCACGACGAGGUCUAUGCCGCUUUCGAUGGGAUUGGUCUGGCCUAUGGGGCCGGCCACCGCAUGUUGGCUGACAUAUCGCCGGAAUGGGACGUGCGUUUGCUCGACGACGACCUGGCUGCGCGUCCGGAUGAGCGGUAUCGCAUGCUCGCACGCCAAAUUCUCGAAAUUGCAAAGGGAGAGCUUUCCAGCGGUGAAGUUCUGAUCCAGUUGAUCCUGGAAGCCGCGGAAGACCAAACCGCGUUGGCAGGGCUGGCUUCCAUGUUCCGCAGCAUUCGCCGCGAACACCGUUCGAUAGGCGGUCAGGUUCUCUUGCUGUCUGAAAGGCCUUCUGCUGCGAACCUCCAGGCUGUGCUGACCAGGAAUGCUGCUGCCCCGGCAGGUGCUGUCCUCAGGCUUCAAAGUGGUGCGCUUACCGAAGAAAUUUGGGAAGAAGUGCCGGCAUCGCCCACGCCUGAAGACGUUCCUUGGCGGACGGGCGGUGUCUAUUUCAUUACCGGUGGAACCGGUGCGCUGGGACAAGGGCUUGCCCGGGAGAUUUUCACGCACGUCACCGAUUGCACUGUCGUGCUGGCAAGCCGGAGCGAUCCCGAUGCAGCGCUCGCCGACUGGAUCAGAAAGACCUCCGGCCUUCAUCACCUGACGGUUGAUAUGUCGGAUCAAGACGCGGUCAUGCGCUCUUUGGCAGACUUACGCCGCAAAUACGGACAGUUGAACGGCGUCAUACAUAUGGCCGGUGUCAUCGCCGAUGGAGUGUUUUCACAAAAAACACCAGAACAGCUGGACUGUGUUCUAGCGCCGAAGGUGUCCGGAGCAAUCGCCCUGGACCGCGCCCUUGGAACCGAGCCGCUUGAUUUUUUUGCGCUCUAUUCUUCGUUAUCAGGAGUUGUUGGAAAUCCCGGGCAAGUGGACUACGGCGCGGCCAAUGGAUUUAUCGACGGUUUUGCGCACGAACGCGAAAGCCGCCGCUUGAGAGGAGAAUGCCAGGGUCGCACGGUGUCGAUUGCCUGGCCGCUUUGGCGCGAUGGCGGCAUGACUUUGUCGAAGGUGCAAGAAGAUCUUAUGCGCCGAACGACGGGUCUUGCCCCGCUUGAGACCCAAAAUGGGGUGAAGGCGCUCUACGAAGCGCUCGCUGGCACUGCAUCCCGCGUCAUGUUUGCGACUGGCAAGGCUGAUCGCAUCCGCCGUUUUGUCGAAGAGGUUUUCAAACCGGAAACAGAAAUUCAGCAACCGCCGGUUCUACCUGUCGACACCGAAUUGUCCAAGAAAUCGGCUGACCCCGCAAUUUUGCACCGGCGGCUUCUGGAAAGCUUGACCGAAAUUGCCAGCGAGCAGUUGAAGGUCCAGCCGGAAGAUCUCGAUCCGGACGAAGAAUUGACGGAAUACGGUUUCGAUUCCAUCGGGUUCACCCAGUUUGCCAAUCGCCUGAACGAACACUUCGACCUCGAGCUGACGCCAACACUGUUUUUCGAGUUUCCGACGUUGGCGGGACUUGCAGCGCACCUGUGUGAUGAGAAACGCAGUCGCAUCGCUGUGGCUCUUGGCAUGGGCAUGUCGGGGUCAGAAGAUGAUGCACGAAACUCGGGCUUCGAAAUUCCCGGUGAUCCGACAGAGCCUGCGAAGUAUCUGGCACCCUCAGUCCCCGCUGCCGCGGUGAUCAAUGAGCGCCCGGACCGUCAGGAUGACGCGGUAGCCAUCAUCGGCAUGAGUGGUCAGUUCCCGGGCGCCCCGGAUGUGGAGGCUUUCUGGCAACUUCUGAAAGAGGGAAGGGAUGCAAUUUCGGAGGUUCCGCAAGACCGUUGGGACUGGCGGGACUAUUGGGGGGAUCCGCUGACGGAAUCUGGCAAGGGGAACGUCAAGUGGGGCGGCUUUCUCGAGGGCAUCGGAGAGUUCGAUGCCGCUUUUUUCGGUGUCACACCACCGGAAGCGCGGAUGAUGGAUCCACAACAUCGCCUGCUGCUCACGCAGGCGUGGCGGGUCAUGGAAGAUGCAGGAUAUGCUCCCUCGUCUCUCGCUGGUUCCGAUACGGGAGUAUUCGUCGGGACUGCAGACACAGGCUACAGUCGGCUGGUCGCGGAGGCGGGCAUUCAGGUCGAAGGUUAUUCCAUGACCGGAUUGGCCCCGUCUCUCGGACCGAACCGGAUCAGUUACUUCUACGAUUUUCAUGGACCAAGCAUUGCGGUUGAAACCGCGUGCUCAAGCGCCCUGAUCGCAGUGCACCGGGGCGUUGAGGCCAUACGCUCGGGUCAUUGCCUGCACGCGAUCGCCGGUGGUGUGAACACGUUGCUUCUUCCCGAAGCCUUCGUCGGAUUUGCCAAGGCAGGCAUGUUGUCGCCCGAGGGGCGAUGCAAGCCGUUUUCCUCCCGGGCAGACGGAUACGCCAGGGGAGAGGGGAUCGGGCUUGUAAUGCUGAAAUCCCUGGCGGCUGCCGAGCGGGAUGGUGACCGUAUUCUGGCGGUUGUCCGGGCGAGCGCGGAAAACCAUGGUGGCCAUGCUGCCUCCCUGACGGCACCCAAUCCCAAAGCGCAGGCAGAUCUCAUCCGGACCGCAUAUAGACGCUCAGGAAUUGAUCCGAGAACCGUCGGCUAUGUCGAGGCACAUGGCACGGGAACGCCGCUUGGAGAUCCCAUUGAAAUAGAAGCCCUGACGGCAGCUUUUUCCGACCUUUCCAGAGAGGCCGAAGCUGACUACGAGGCUGCCCCAAGCCAACAUUGCGCAAUAGGUUCCGUCAAAUCAAACAUUGGCCAUCUGGAACUUGCCGCCGGCAUUGCCGGUUUGAUCAAGGUACUGCUGCAACUUCGUCACGGCGAAAUCGUCAAGUCUUUGAAUUGCGGUGAUCCCAACCCGUAUUUGAAACUUGAAGGGGGUCCGUUUCAUCUGGCAGAUCGCGCCGAAAUCUGGAAGCCCGGUUUCACGGACAAGGGCGAAAAUCUCCCGCGGCGGGCGGGUGUCAGCAGUUUCGGGUUCGGCGGAACGAAUGCGCAUGUCGUUCUUGAAGAAUACCAACCUGCCAUCUCGCCACCAUCAGACUAUAGAGUUGACGAACCUGAGCUGAUCAUCCUGUCGGCCAGGACAGAAGCCCAGUUGAAGGAAACCGCAGAACGGUUCAUCCAGUUCCUGUCUUCUGGCAAAAACAUACCUGAGCUUUCCGAUAUUGCCUUCACGCUUCAGCAGGCCCGGGAAGCCAUGGAUUUCCGCCUCGGUUUCCUGGCGGGCAGUCAUUCAGUCCUUCUGGAGCGGUUGCAGGCUUUCGUCGACGGGCGCAAUACCGGAAAGCUUCAUGCCGGGAACCUGAAGUCCGGCCGCAAGAGAACUUCGGUUCUGGAAAACGACGGCCCGCUGCGGGAGGCGGCGGCCGGGCUUGCCACGAGGGGUCGCGCGGAUGAUCUCCUGGCGCUUUGGGUCGAUGGAUUUGGUGUCGAUUGGGCUACUGUUCGCAGAGGACGCCCAGGUGCCCGGGUGGCACUGCCGGGGUACCCUUUUUCCAGGACCCGCUAUUGGAUUGGUGAAACGCCGGGCCGUCAAAAGGCCUUCCUGCCGCACACUGCCUUCACUCAUGCCAUGGACGGCUCGGAAAGCUACCUGCGCGAUCAUCAGGUCCAUGGGUCCAAGAUUUUGCCCGGUGUUUUUUCGCUCGAGCUUUUGAGCCGGUGUUUGGCAAGCUCAACACGAGAUGCAACAGCCUUUGAGCUGACAGGCCAUACCUGGGUCGGGAGUGUUCCGGUGACCACGGGCGAGGUGGAGCUUGAAGUGUCGCUGCCGGAUGGCGCGGUUGAGAACGCGCGUUAUGUCAUAUCGGCGAAAUCCGCCGACGGGGUGCAGCGGCAUGCUGAAGGAGUUCUUCGCAAGCUGCUGUCCGUUUCCAGUCCGGCUCUGGACCUGCCUGCAGCACGAAGCAUCGCGGCGGAGCCGGUUGAUGUUGCUGAACUAUACCGGCAGUUUGAAGACCUUGGUCUGAACUAUGGUCCCGCACACCGCGGGCUCAACCGGAUUUGGCGCGGUGAAGACACGGCAGUCGCGCGCCUGGAACUGCCCAGGGAAGCGGAUACCGGCUUUGCCUUGCAUCCUUCCAUGCUUGACGGGGCUCUGCAGACCGUUCUUGCGCUGCAAGCAGAUGCUUCAGGCAGCAAUGAGCUUGCGCUGCCCUAUUCCGUCCGGAGCACGAAAGUCUACGGUACGACACACCCGGAGAUGUGGGCCGUUGUUCGGAAACGAGAUGCUUCUUUCGAUAUCAGCCUCUGCGAUGAUCUGGGCAAUAUCAAAGUCAUUUUCGAAGGUUUUGUGACGCGUAGUCCGGCUUCCGCUGGUACCAGAGAAGGUGCUGACACCGCGUUCGGCGAACCCGCACAAGAGGCCGGCCGUCAGAAGCAGACGCUGGAAAUCGUUACAAACAUUGCCGCAAGAACGUUGGAGGUGGAACCGUCAUCGCUGGAUGUCGAUACGGAGCUUGGCGACUUUGGUUUCGAUUCCGUCAGCAUGACUGGUUUUGCAACGCAAAUUAACGCUGAUCUCGGCCUUGAACUCACUCCGGCGGACUUCUUCGAAUUCGCAACCCUUGCCAGAUUGGCCGAUCAUAUCUGUGACGGCCUCACCGAUGAGCAGCUUGGUAUGUCGCGGCCAGGUCAGCAAGAAGGGGCCGUUGCAUCAGUACCCGGCAAGGCAAAGAAGUCCGGUGACGACGCAUCCAAGGCGGCGCAAGUUUCAUCCCUUCAGGCCGGUGAUGACCCGAUCGUGGUCGUUGGCCAAAGCUGUUGCUUCCCGAUGGCUGAGGAUGGUGAUGCAUUCUGGUCCAAUCUUGUUGCCGGACGCGACUGCAUAUCGAGAAUUCCAGCCGAUCGCUGGUCGUGGCAGGCAGUCGAUGGGAAUCCGAGAGAAGAGCCGGGAAAAACCAAUAUUCAUUGGGGCGGUUUCAUCGAUGGUGUUUACGAAUUCGAUCCGCUCUUUUUCGGUAUUUCGCCGCGCGAAGCCAAAUUGAUGGAUCCACAGCAGCGUCUGAUGAUGACGCAUGCCUGGAAGGCGAUUGAGGAUGCAGGCCAUUCGCCGCGCGGCCUAGCCGGGAAGAAAGUCGGGGUUUUUGUCGGCACUUCGUCCAGUGGCUACCGUGGUCAGAUCGGUAGCGACGCGGGAGGCGAGGGAUACGUCGCGACCGGCUCUGUGCCGUCCGUCGGUCCAAACCGGAUCAGCUAUUUUCUGGAUUUGCACGGGCCGAGUGAACCUGUCGAGACAGCGUGUUCCAGUUCGCUCGUCGCACUGCACCGCGCGGUUCAGGCUAUCAAGGUUGGUGAUUGUGAUAUGGCGCUUGUCGGCGGGGUGAAUACCAUCCUCACACCGGAAGCUCAUAUCAACUUUGCCCGGGCUGGUAUGUUGUCCGAGAACGGCCGUUGCAAGACUUUUUCUGCGGACGCAGAUGGCUAUGUCCGCGGCGAAGGCGUCGGCAUGCUGUUUGUCCGCCGCUUGUCGGAUGCUGAACGCGAUCGUGAUCCGAUCUUGGCCAUUAUCCGGGGAACAGCGAUCAAUCAUGGCGGCCAUGCCAAUUCUCUGACAGCGCCGAACACGAGUGCUCAGGCCGACCUUCUGAUGGCCGCCUAUGAAAACGCUGGGGUGGAUCCGCGAACUGUUGGCUAUGUCGAAGCACAUGGAACCGGAACCGCGCUUGGUGACCCGGUAGAAGUCAACGCUCUGAAAUCCGCAUUCCGGUCACCAUCGGGACAAACGGAAAUGCGGAAUACCGGCCUCUGUGGGUUGGGGUCGGUCAAGACGAAUAUCGGCCAUCUUGAGCUUGCGGCCGGGGUUGCCGGCGUGAUCAAGGUGCUCAAGCAGAUGGAGCACAGGACGCUGGCUCCAAGCCUGAACUGCAAGGAAAUCAAUCCCUACAUCGAUCUCGAUGGCGCUCCGUUCCGUGUCGUUCGAGCACUGGAAGAAUGGACACCACUUCCCGACGAGCGCGGUAUCGAACAGCCGCUGCGUGCAGGCGUCAGCAGUUUUGGCUUUGGCGGCGUCAAUGCCCAUGCGAUUCUGGAGGAGUACCGUCCUGAGGAAAAUCGGCAGCCUCUUCAUCCAGAAAAUGUCCCGUCGCAAAUCAUUGUGCUGUCGGCAAGAGAUAAAACCCGGUUGAACGAAAGUGCGCAAGCUCUGUUGAGGCACCUCGAUACCGGGCAAGUCCCUGAUGAUUGCCUUGCGGAUCUCGCCUAUACCUUGCAGGUCGGCCGGGCUGAUAUGGCAGUGCGUCUGGCAAUUGUCUGCAGGCAUUUGGAUGAUCUCCAGACGGACCUGUUGCGGUAUCUGCGGGGUGAGGCAGCGGAAACAGUGUUCGCCGGUCCUGAUAACUGGAGCCCGCCUCAAGGCGUUUUGCUUAGGCCUGGUGCCCACCCGGACGAAAUUGCCCGGCACUGGAUAGAUGGUGGAGAAAUAAACUGGAAGAUCGUCAAUCCCGGUUCACACCGACGGUUGAGAUUGCCGACUUAUUCCUUCGCCCGGGACAUAUUCCGGAUCGAGACGGACAGCGCGGACGGUGAUGGACAGACCGGGAAUGCUGCUGCAUCUGCCGCCAAUAUUGUCGAGGCAGAUGCGUUUUACCUCAAGGAUCAUGUCGUGCGAGGCAACCGCAUCUUGCCUGGAGCGAUGAGUCUCGAGAUUGCCUGUCAGGCCGCGCUGGCAUCACCGGGUAUUGCCCAAAUACCGUUCGCUCUGACGGACGUGACGUGGCGUCGGCCGGUUGAACUCAACGCGGGUCUGAAAGCGCUCAAGGUCCUGUUUGGAGAUCAGGAAACCGCGUCAGUGCCAUUCAAGCUUGUGCCGGAAACCGGAGAGCCGGUCCCAUAUGUCACGGGUAAGGUCUCCGCUCUGCCGGCUGCCAUCCAGCCCUCAACAGUUGACCUGAACAGUCUUCACGAGAUUUGCCGGACAGCGCAUGACCCGGAUUGGCUUUAUGCCUGUUACUCGGCUCUUGGUAUCGAUUAUGGCCCCUCGCUCCGCGCGAUUACGGAGUUGAGUACGGGAGGCAACGGCGUCCUUGUCCGGUUGCGUGUGCCGCGUGUGAUCGCGGAUCAGGAAGGUGAUUUCCUGCUGCACCCCAGCAUCCUCGAUGCCGCUUUUCAGGCUGUUCUUGUUGCCUUUGCCAGUGAUGGUGACGCGGGGCUCGCUCUGCCCUUCGCGAUCGAUAGAUUGACGGUUUACGGCCCGACGGUUCCGGACAUGUGGGCGCAUCUGUCAGUUUUGCCGGCAGCAAGCGGCAUUCGAAAACUGAACAUUGAUCUGCUCGGCGAGACGGGCAAAAUCUGUGUCCGACUUGAGGGUUUUUCGCUGAAGGAGCUGAAGGCUCCAGUCACGGAACGGCCAUCUGCUGUUGCUCAAGCGACCGGGUCUGGCGCACCGGCAGGGAUUGCUGCCGGGCAGUAUUUUGCCGAAUUGAUCGCACGGGAAACAGAAGUUGAAAUCUCGCUGAUCUCAUUGUCAGCACCUCUUGAGGAUUACGGUAUCGACUCGGUGCUGAUUAUGCGCCUGACGGACCUUCUGGAGCGCGAUUUCGGGAAACUGCCCAAAACAUUGUUCUUUGAGCACCAGUCUCUGGAAGAGUUGAUCGGAUACUUUCGUGAACAUCACGGGCAACGGCUUGCGGAGAUGUUUGGCGGAGAAGGGAACCAGCGGGAUUUCGUCGCUUCGACACCUGCGCUCCAGAACGUGGCGCCCACGGGUGAGCGCUCCAACGACGCGAUCGCGAUAAUUGGGCUCUCCGGUCGGUAUCCGGGUGCCCGAACACUACAGGAAUUCUGGCAAAACCUUGCGGCGGGGCGUGAUUGUAUCACCGAGAUUCCCGAAAACCGGUGGGAUCACUCCGACCACUAUGACCCCGAGCGAAAACCAGGGAAAACCACAAGCAGGUGGGGCGGUUUCAUCGAGGGACAUGAUCGUUUCGAUCCGAUGUUUUUCAACAUCGCUCCGCGCGAAGCGCAAUUUAUGGAUCCCCAGGAGCGGCUGUUUCUUCAAUGUGCCUGGGAAACACUUGAGGAUGCGGGCUAUACGCGGGCGUCUCUCACCGGCCAUGCAAACGGCCAUGCAAACGGUCUGACAGGCGCCGAUGCCGGCGUUUUUGUCGGGGUCAUGUGGGAGGAGUAUCAGCUCUAUGGCCGCGACAUGGCUGCUGCCGGGCAUCCGGUUGCACUGUCAGGCAACCCGGCUUCCAUCGCAAACCGUGUCUCCUAUUUUCUGAAUUUCAACGGGCCAAGCCUUGCGCUCGACACCAUGUGCUCGUCGUCCCUGACGGCUAUCCACCUGGCCUGCGAAAGCUUGCGGGGUGGCGGAUGCUCCGUGGCUCUUGCGGGCGGGGUCAAUCUGACAACCCAUCCCAACAAGUACCUCGCACUGGCACAGGGACGUUUUCUGUCCAGCGAAGGUCGAUGCGAAAGCUUCGGUGAGGGCGGUGACGGCUAUGUCCCCGCAGAAGGCGUUGGAGCUGUCUUGCUCAAACCGCUGAGCCGGGCGGAAGCCGAUGGUGAUCGGAUCUACGGUGUUAUCUUAGGGUCAGCGCUCAACCAUGGCGGCAAGACCAACGGCUAUACCGUGCCCAAUCUGUCCGCUCAGUCGGCCGUCAUUCAAAAGGCGCUGUCGAAUGCCGGCAUAACCGCGCAAGAAGUCAGCUUCGUCGAGGCCCACGGCACUGGCACCAGUCUCGGCGAUCCGAUAGAAAUAGAAGCUCUGACCCGCGUUUUUGGCGGGGUUUCGGACCGCUCCCGCCGAUGUGCUAUCGGUUCCGUGAAAUCCAAUAUCGGACAUGCGGAAAGCGCGGCGGGAAUUGCGGGUCUAACCAAAGUGCUGCUGCAGUUUGAACACAAGCAGAUCGUGCCGUCGUUGCACUCGGACCGUCUCAAUCCUCAUAUCGAUUUUGAUGCCUCGCCCUUUCAAGUCCAGCAAAAGCUUGCAGCCUGGGAAACAGACUGGAAUGAAGGAACUGCCCAAGCCAGGAUCGCCAGUCUUUCCUCCUUUGGGGCCGGAGGUUCGAACGCCCAUUUCGUGGUAGCGGAGUAUGAGAAGGAAACGCAGCCCGUUUCGCCAAUUGGUUCUGCGGUCUAUCCGUUUUCGGCCCGGGACGCGGAACGUCUGUCUGUCCUUCUCUCCAGAUUUCGAAACCACCUGAAACAGCUCGAAGACAAAGACAUGCCGUCUGUGGCCUAUACGCUGCAGGAGGGGCGGGAAACUUUUGAGCAGCGUUUGGCGAUUGUCGCCGAUGAUAGGGCUGAUCUGGUGAACAAGCUGGAUUGCUAUCUGGCGGACGCUCCUGCGAUUGAGGGAAUUUUUCAUAACGGCGCAAAGCGCCAAACGCGCGAGGGUGUUCCCCCAAAUCGGUAUUCCGAGACAGCUGACCGGUGGGUGCGUUUUGGUGAUGUCGAUUGGGCUGCGUUGAGGGUGGACCGGGACCCGUUGCCAAUCAGUCUUCCGACCUACCCGUUUGCGGAAGACUAUUGCUGGCUGCCCGAUACGGCGCCUCAAACCUUGACCCCGUCCGGACCAUCGAAACACCGGGAAAUGCUGCCGUUGUUAUUUGAACCGGUUUGGGCAGAGACCCCGCGUCCAGCCGGAAGGAAUGCCUCCGUUCAAAACCGCUACUGUGUGCUGUGCGGGGUGAGAACUUCCCACCCGUUGUUGGCUGAUGAGCUGGAGCGGCGUGGUGUCACGGUUCUUAGCCUCGCAACCGAGGAGACUGAGCCGCAUGCGGUAUUUGAAUCCUGCGCGCUGCAGCUAUUCACGUUUUUAAAGACACUGUCGGGAGGGCCGCUAAAGGCCACGCUUCAAGUCGUGGUGCCGACGGACAGGCAUGGCAGUUUGUUGGAAGGCUUGUCCGGUUUACUGCGCUCCGCCGCUCUGGAAAACAAGGAAUGGUCCUGUCAACUUGUCGGCACAGAUACGUGUGCGGGCAAUUUUGCGGACUGCUUGGAAGCUGAUGCGCAUACCGCCGGAACACAGUGUGAAAUUCGGUAUUUGUCUGGUUUGCGUUUCGUCCGCUCCUGGAAUGAAAUUCAGCCUGAUAGGACUGAUGAGACCAGACCAUGGAAAGACCGGGGCGUGUAUCUGCUGACCGGAGGCGCAGGUGGUGUGGGUCUUCACAUUGCCCGCGCAAUUGCAGAUGGGACCAAAGAACCGAUCCUGUGGCUGACGGGGCGCUCCGCCCCUGACCAGGUGAUCGAACAGCAGGUGCGCGAUCUGGAAAUGACGGGAGCGACGGUCCGUUACCGUCCGGUCGAUAUCACUGACAAGGCAGCGGUUUCGGCUCUGCUGGACGAAAUUCGGAAAUCCGAUGGUGAUCUGACCGGUGUCUUCCACGGAGCGGGGGUUACGAAGGACGGCUUGCUGAGUCGGAAGACAGAGACCACAUUCAAAAGCGUUCUUGCUCCAAAAGUUGCCGGAGCAACAGUGCUCGACGAAGCUAUCGGUUCCAUGCCAAUCGAGUUUUUUGUGUUGCUGGCCUCCGCGACCGGUGCUCUUGGAAAUCCCGGCCAGACCGAUUAUGGCACGGCCAACGCCUUCCUUGAUCGCUUUGCAGCCUGGCGCAAUGUACAAGCGGAGGCGGGCUUGCGCCGGGGUUGGUCAGUUUCCAUAGAUUGGCCUUACUGGCGCGAUGGCGGUAUGCAGAUGGACGCCAAUACAAUCCGGCUCAUGGAUCGCAGCGCCGGAGUCCGGCCAUUGGAAACGGGACCGGCAAUAGCGGCGCUCGAUGUGAUCGUGGCCUCUGUUGAACGGGAACAGGUUCUGGUUCUUGAAGGCGAUCAUGCCCGGUUGCGCGAGAUGAUGAGACCCGGAGACGGGUCAUCCUCCGAGAAACCGGAAAGCACCAUCUCAAAAGUAACAAUGACCGGAACUUCCGCAAACGAAGCGGGAGCUUCCCGACGCAUGGCAAUUGUUGCUGCGAUCAAGACAGCUUUUUCCAAGUGUCUCGGUAUCCCGGAAGAUCGGUUGGACGAGGAGAGCACAAUCGACCGGUUCGGUGUAGACUCCGUGUCCGCGCUGGAGAUCGUUGAGGCCAUGGAGCGCGAUUUUGGCCCGCUGUCGCAGACCAUUCUGUUUGAGUUUCAAACCAUCGGCCGUCUGGCAGACGAACUUCUCGGGCGAGGGGGAACCGCAUUUGACGGAACGUCGGACAGCGCUGAGCUGUUGGCACCGCCGUUGAGAGAAAGCGCUUCUGAACGGGAUGGUUCACCCAGGGAUCGGGAGAUCGCGAUCAUCGCGGUCGCCGGGCGUUUUCCGGGUGCGGAGACGAUUGAGGGUUUCGCAGACCUUUUGCGCGAAGGCCGUGAUUGUGUGACAGAGAUCCCGGAGGACCGCGCACAUCUUUUGAAACGAUACUCUUCGUCCAAAGGAGAACCGGGCACCAGCUAUUGCAAAUGGGGAGCCUUCCUGGAAGGUGUCGACUGUUUCGAUGCCGAUUUCUUCGGUUAUUCACCCCGCGCGGCGGAUCUUGCGGAUCCGCAGGAACGGCUGUUUCUGGAAACAGCCUGGCAUCUUUUUGAGCGCGCUGGCCAUACCCGGCCGUAUCUGGCCGAACACUAUGACAAGCGCGUCGGCGUUUUUGUCGGAGCCAUGUACAACCAGUAUCCGGGCCUGGCCGUCGAGGAAGAUGCCAAGGCCUUGCUGGCUUUGAACUCGUAUUCGGCGAUCGCAAAUAGGGUCUCUUUCUUUUUUGACCUCCAGGGGCCGAGUAUCGCGCUGGACAGCAUGUGCUCGUCAGGUCUUCAGGCCGUCCAUCAGGCCUGCCAAAGCCUCAACGCCGGCGAAUGCCAGUUGGCGCUUGCCGGUGGUGUCAAUCUCACCAUUCACCCUUUGAAAUUCGAGGCCUUGAGCCGUGCCGGACUGGUUAGCUCUGAUCCGCAGAAGCGGUCCCUUGGUGCAGGAGAUGGAUAUCUACCUGCCGAAGGUGUGGGAGCCGUGCUGCUGAAACCGCUGGAUCGUGCCUUGGCAGACCAGGACCAGGUGCUGGGUGUGAUCAAGGGAGGUUUUGCAAAUCAUUCCGGCCAUUCCGCCGGAUACGCCGUCCCAAAUGCCGACGCACAAGUCAAACUGCUUCAGGGGGCAUACGAGAGCGCCGGUAUUGAUCCGGAUACGAUUGACUACAUCGAAGUUGCGGCAACCGGGUCCAACAUGGGCGACAGGAUUGAGCUGAGGGCUCUAUCCAAUGUUUUCGCCGGACGUCCGGGGCACGAAAAUGCCGUUGCCCUCGGGUCUGUGAAGACCAACAUGGGCCAUGCAGAAGCCGCUUCGGGUUUGGCCCAGUUGACAAAGGUGCUGCUGCAGUUUCAGCACCGCGAGUUGUUUCCGUCAUUCGUCAAAGGAGGUUAUCCGUUCGCUCGUGAACGCCACUGGCUGAAGUCCGAGGCGCAAAAGGGGCUCUGGGUUUACCAGUCACUAUAUCCCGGAAGCUCAGACUACAACGUUCCAAUGGCCUUCAAAUGCACCUCGGCGGACAGGCGGGCCCUGCAGCAGGCGGUCGAUUGGCUGGUCUUGCGCUAUCCAAUCCUGGCAACCAGGGUUGUUCUUGACGGCGAGACAGCAGCCCUGACCGCAAUGUCAGGCAGCAUCGAGGUCCAGCCGAUCACGCUUUCGAAAGAGAUCGAAACAGAGGCUUGUCUGAAACAGCAAGCUGCCAUUCCGUUUGACCUCGACAAAGGUGUUUUCCGCGUUGAGCAUGCGGCAGGCGGAAAGCUGGACCGUCAAGAAAGUAUUUUUCUGAUCACGGCGCACCACAUCAUAACCGAUGGGCUCACAUCUGAGAUUUUGGCGCGGGACUUUUGGAGUGCCUAUGCCCAUUUCGCUUACGGUGAAUCAGCGCCUGAGGCAAAAAGCGAUUUGUCAGCCGAUUAUGCCGACUUUGCCGAGUGGGAGGCCGGUUUCAUUCGCUCACAAAAAGGCCAGGAACAGAAAUCAUAUUGGCUGGACAUGCUCAAGGGGCCGCUACCACGGUUGCAAUGGCCCAUUGCCGACAAAGUCAGACAUCAAGAAACCGGUGCCAGCGAGAGCCUGGUGGUGAGAUUGUCUGACGAUCUCGCCGGCAGACUGGACCAACGCGCCAGAGAGCGGCGUGUUAGCGCGAGUUCUGUCUAUCUGUCCGCAUUCGCGUCAAUUCUUUACAAAUAUACCGGCCAACAGGACCUUGUGAUCGGUAUCCCGGCGCUUCGCCGCCCAAUGCGGCGAUUUGCGGAAACAGUCGGUUACUGUGCCAACAUCGUCGCCCUGCGGUUGGCUAUCGAUCCUGGUCAAACGGACGCUGAAUUCGCGGACUUUGUCGACAGGGAACUCGCAGCCGGACUUGCCAAGAGCGAGUACCCAUUUGCUGAAGUCGCCCGUGAGACUGGCGGUACCGAGACCGGUGAAGCACCCUAUGAGGUGACCUUCGCCUACCAGGGGUUCGGCGAUCGUUUGCGCGAACACCCUGUAUUUGCCCGCGGCGAAGUUGAGCUGAUGCCUGAGAUACGGCAGACGGGUGGUUCGGUGUUCGGAAUAGAAGUUCAAAAGACUGGCGGCAAUGUUCGCCUGGUUGCCAACUUUGAUAGCAACCUUUUCCGGUCCGACACAGUGGCGCUGAUGCUGCAGCACUAUCAGGAGAUGUUGGAAUUUAUGGCGGGGGGCAGCGGGCUUUCCCUUUCGAAAAUGUCGGUUCUGACCGCUGCCGAAGAAGACAGGGCGCUGCAUCACUGGAACCGGUCGGGCAGGGCGGCAGUUGCCGAAACACCCAUCCAUGAAUUGAUCCUGAACCAGGCCAAAAGGACACCUGGCGCCGUCGCGAUUUCAGGGAAUGGCACUAACCUGUCCUACAAGAAGUUGGUUGCCAGAAGCCACGAGAUUGCAAGAUCGCUUGAAAGUUUCUCGCUCAAACGCGGCGACCGCAUCGCUGUCCUGCUGGGACGCGAGAGCGACGGAAUUGCAACGUUGAUGGCUGCCAUGAGCGUCGGUGCUGUUUGGGUGCCGAUCGACCCGGACCUGCCUAAGGAACGCGUUGCCUUCAUUUUGAAGGACGCGGGUGCCUUGGCAGUGGUUUCUAAAGGCGACUGGGUCAAGAAGCUGAGAGAUCUUCCAAACCCGCCCAGGCACGUUCUGGAUCUUGAGAAUCGACGGAGCAGCCUAAAAAGCCGUUUCACCCGGUUGUCUGUCCGAAACGUCAAGCCGGACGAUCCCGCCUAUAUCAUCUACACCUCAGGUUCCACGGGCCGGCCAAAGGGUGUAAUUGUUUCACACAAGGCAUUGUCCGCGCACUGCCAGAUCAUUGGCGAAGAAUACGGCUUGUCUCCACGAGAUGUGGUGCUGCAGUUCGCUUCCACCUCCGUCGACACUGCACUGGAGCAAAUACUGCCGAUCCUGACCGUGGGCGGGCGUCUGGAACUGCACCCCAAGGAUCUUCAGUCACCCGGGGCAUUUUUGACAUUUCUGAAAAAGGCAGGCGUAACGGUGGCGGACCUGCCUCCUGUUUAUCUCAGUGAACUCCUGAGAUCCUGGACAAUGAACGAUGAGGACCUGACGGCACUGCCAUUGAGGCUGCUUGUCGUUGGCGGCGAAGCAUUUACACCUGAUCUGCUGAGCCGUUGGAAGGCCUGCGAUCUGCCCGACCGGCGUCUGAUCAACGCCUAUGGGCCAACCGAGGCGACGAUCACUGCGCUUGUCUAUAACGUGAAGGCCGAUGGUUUUGAGGGAAGCGUUCCGAUCGGACGGCCUCUGCCUGGCACAGAAAUCUAUAUCCUUGACCAAGACGGCAAUCCGGUGCCCGACGGCAUCAUUGGAGAAUUGCACAUUGGCGGAGACCGGCUGGCGGACGGAUAUCACAACCAACCGGACCUGACCGCCGAAAAGUUUUGCAUGUACAGCCUCAACAAGAGAACGAUCAGGUUGUACAGCACCGGGGACCUCGCAUCUUUCCGACCCCACAGUGGAGGACUUGUCGAGUUUCACGGCCGUGUUGAUGAUCAGGUGAAGGUGCGGGGGCACCGGAUCGAGCUUGGAGAAGUGGAAGCUGCAAUUUCGGCAAACGGAAUUGCCGAAGUGGCGGUUGUCCUGGAAAGCAAUUCGGCGGGCGACCGGGUUCUGACAGCUUAUGUCGGUUCGGUUGAUGAUCGGGUUCAAUCAGCUGAGUUGAAAAAGAAUGUUACAGAAAUGCUCCCGGCCUACAUGGUGCCGGUCGAGUGGGUCAUUGUUGAGGGAUUGCCCAAGACAGUGAGCGGCAAGAUUGAUCGCACAUCAUUGGCAGAAUUGAAGAAGACACGCCGCCGGAACAUGGGCGAACCAGGGGGGCGCACGCACGGUUGGCAUGAAAGCCGGCUGGUUGAAAUCUGGAAUGAGGUGCUCGGCAAAGACCUUGCCACGAGCCAGCUUGGUGCUGAUGACGAUUUCGGAGAGGCAGGCGGUAACAGUCUGCUGACCAUUCGGCUCUUGAGCCGUAUUCAAGAGGUUUUUGGAACGGAGCUGUCGGUUACCGAUCUGGCAAGGGCCAAUACGAUAUCGGGCCAGGCCAGGUUGCUUCAGGACAAGAAUGAAGAAGGAGCGAUUGAAAACCCGGGUCCGAUUGUGGUGCCCUCAGGACAAGGGACUUUGCUUGUAAAACUGAAAAAUGCCGCCCCGAGCGACAAUGCAAAGCAAGAAAAACCGCUUUUCCUAUUGCAUGCAGCGGCCGGAACCUUGGGCUUUUAUCAGCCACUUGUGGAUGCCUGGACCAUGGAUACGCCCCUUUAUGGACUGCGUGCCAAUGGACUGAGGCCCGGCGAGGAUUGCAAGCCGCAAAGCGUAGAGGCACUGGCAUCAGGUUGUUGCGAGGAAAUUCGCAAGGUGCAACCUGAUGGGCCAUACCGCCUGUGCGGCUGGUCGUUUGGCGGUAUCGUCGCUUUCGAAAUGGCGCGGCAGCUUUCCGAAAACGGGCAGGAAGUCAGCUUUCUGGGGCUGGUCGACAGUUAUGCGCCCGAUGAUUUGCGGGCUUUCGAACAGACUGAAGGGCUUGAGGAAGCCGGUUUUGAAAUAGCGUGUGAAAGAGCGUUUCUGAGAGACUUGUUCGCAGCGGAUGUGGAGAUUGAGCCGGAUCAGGAUGUUGUCGAACAGGCACUCGGGUUCCCUCAGUUUGAAUUGAUGUUCCCGGGGGGCACGGCGGAGGAUCUGCACCGGUUGUUUGCCGUCUAUUCGGCGAACUACAAGGCAGCUCUCGAAUACGUCCCCGAGCGGACGGAUGUAUCGAUCCAUCUGGUUCGGGCGACAGAGGGAGCCGACGGCGAUUACCUGGACGGCUGGUCUGCACUGACGAGCGCAAAGGUUCAGUUGCAUCGCGUUGAUGCCAACCACUUCUCGGUCAUCCACAGACCUGAGUUGAAGGAAUGGCUUUCAAGCCGGCUUGGCACGCGGCAGAAGCCCUGA
This is a messenger RNA of Effrenium voratum, 42225 nucleotides long. The record is from the annotation of a GenBank genome assembly. NCBI's taxonomy places the organism in Eukaryota, Dinophyceae, Suessiales, Symbiodiniaceae.